Cuscuta campestris is the source of this 510-nucleotide messenger RNA. The record is from the annotation of a GenBank genome assembly. NCBI's taxonomy places the organism in Eukaryota, Viridiplantae, Streptophyta, Magnoliopsida, Solanales, Convolvulaceae.
GAAAGUGUUCAAUGGAAAGAGAUGGCUGCAACGACAACGGAGAAAGGGAGAGAAAACAUUGCAAUCUUAUUCACUGCGGGAGGUGCAAGGAAAGCUAAGAGUAGCGAUGGCGGAGGAGAGCACGUUGAUGAAGGGUCUGGGGCUGGGCGUAGAAAACUGAAGGGACAGCUACAUUGGGGAAAUGUGGACGCAACAAACGAGGAGAUAAAUGUACAGCAGAAGGAGAAGAGAAAGGUUGUGAUCCGCAAGAGGGCAAAGGGGAAGAAGACAGAGAAGAAGUCAGAUGGGUCACGCAGAGUGUAACACCCUAAUCCGUAUAACCCGAAAUUACACGAAUUAAGACUCUGGAUCGCGACCCAUUUAAAAAUAUUUUCGGAGUAACGCGGAAGUACAAUAAUAAUCAAAUCAUGACACAUUUAAAAUCUUGAUGAUCAAACAUUUGCCUGCAAUCCCUGCAUCUCCUCCGACUCAUUGCCCUCCGGGAGUGGUUCCGUCAUUAUCUUCUUGUUA